Molecule: messenger RNA, 1309 nt
Organism: Neocloeon triangulifer
Lineage: Eukaryota; Metazoa; Arthropoda; Insecta; Ephemeroptera; Baetidae
Gene: Gpb5
Product: thyrostimulin beta-5 subunit
Exons: 3
Coding region: 725-1177 (150 amino acids)
Biological process (GO): G protein-coupled receptor signaling pathway
Cellular component (GO): cytoplasm; extracellular region
Molecular function (GO): hormone activity
Source: RefSeq, a predicted model, not a curated record
AAAUGCACAUGAAAUAAAAUUUACUCUAUUCUUUUUCUAGUUUACAAUUAUUAAGCUUACUAUUUUCGUUUCAAACAACUUUCUUUUGUAGAUUUUAAUUUUCAGCUGAAAAGCCUAAAACAGGAUUAACAUUGCUCGUUUAUUUUUAAACCUCUUUUUUAAGUUACAUCUUUUGCAUUUUCCCAAGCCUGCAACAGAGUUCAGAGCUCAUAUAUUUUAUCACAAUUGCAAUGCUUUGCCUUUUGUUUGAUCACAAAGCUGACAGAAAAAAGCACUCUUAAAUAUUGCGAAACGUAAAUUUCCAGCAACUAAUCCCCGUGAGUCAAGUCUCGAAAUCCCAGCAUGAAUGGCAAAGCGCGCGGCCAUUCAUCAAAGUAAAUAAAAAAAUUAAAUUACUUUUUCUCCAUUCAACCCUUUCGUUACGUCAAAGUGAAAAUUUUCUCCCCACCGUCGGCCGCCCCCGGGAGAAAUCGGGCGAAAACCGCCCCAACGUCACAAAUACGUCGGUCAACCACCCCCCGGCGGUGCUCUCGUGAAUGAGCGCGCGAAUUCAUGAAUGAAGCAGGGAUGGUGACGCCCCGUGCCGGCGCCUCGCGAGGGCACGCGCCCUGCCACCCUCAGUCUCCGCCCCCGAGGAUGUUAUCAGCGAGCACCAGGUGGGCCAAAGGGCGAGUUUCCGCCGACGACGCUCUCUUAUCUCCGCGUCCACACUCCAGACGCUGCCAUGAUCGCUGCUCUGCUUUGCGGGUUGCUGUUGGCGUCGGGCGGGCUGGCCGAGCUCGAGUUGAACCCCAUCCUGUCUGAAAUGGCGCAAAUCGACAUGGCCCACACCCUCGGCUGCCACCGACGGCUCUACAGUUACAAGGUCAUGCAGUCCGACCCUGCUGGACGCACUUGCUGGGACGUGGUCAACGUCAUGUCCUGCUGGGGCCGCUGCGAUUCCAACGAGAUUUCAGACUGGCGGUUUCCCUACAAACGUUCCUUCCACCCAGUUUGCAUGCACGACGAACGCAAGCCGAUGGCCGUCGAGUUGAAAAACUGCGACCCCGGCGCCCAGCAGGGGACGGAGAGGUACAUCUAUUACGAGGCGGUGUCUUGUCGCUGCGCCGUCUGCAAGUCCAGCGAGGCCAGCUGCGAGGGCCUUCGCUACAGAGGACAACGCUCAGGAAGAAACUGAUCUUGAAUUUGAGGAAAUUGAAUAUUGUGAAAAUUGUAAAAUAAAAAUAUGUAGCUAGUGAAAACAAAUUAUUAAAUAGUUUUUAAGUUACAUGUGUGGCCAAUUCAAUAAAACAGCAAAGCAUUUGCUAAA